AUGCUGCGCGUGCAUUGCGGUACUUGGUUUGGAAGCAUUUCCGUGCAAGAAGCAGAGGCGAGCGACCAGGAAGGCGGGUUGAAGAUGCCCUCGCUCAAGGACGGGUUUGAGUUUGCAGAGGUUGCAGACACGACUAUAGCACAGUUUGUUGAGGAGCUCAAAUUCUGUCACGACGAACGCGGCGAUGUCAACGCUCUUCAUGCCCACGUUGCGCUGUCCAUGCUGCUCGCCUUGUACAAGCAGGAUAAUGACCCGGUAUAUGUCGGCGGGAACACCUUGCUCAGACGCAUUGCGGAAUGGGCCGACGGACCUGCUGGCGUCGCAUUCGAUGAGGAAGGCAAUUGCAAAGCAGUCGGGCUGCGGUCGGCCGUGCUUAAUCUAUCUCUUGGCAAGAUUGAGGAAGCUGUGGCUGCAGCGGCAGAGGCUGGGCAUUUACGCUUGUCUCUUCUAAUCGCAAGGGCCUUGGAAGCGCCGAAGGAGGGUUUGCGAGAAGAUGCGUUGGCGCAAUUGGAUGCGUAUGGCCUGCUUCACGAGCAGGAGGAAAGCAAUCGCUCCUCAGCCGAAGACUCCACCUCCGACGCCGGAAUCGACUGGGAUGCAAUUUUGAAAGAUUGUCCUUACGAUGCCGAGGUAACCGUGGAUGAGAGAAUGAUCCUUCUCAUGUUAACUGGACAAGUAGGGUGCGUGGCAAGCUUUCUCGGGCUUUCGUGGUACAGGCUCUUCAUCAUGGAAUUUUUCCAUGGGGCCGGAUCGUCUGACCUCACGCAAGCGGAAAGGGUGUCCGCUGCUGUUAACGCGAUUGAUGAAGAGAGGAUAUCAACACUUGCACCGCAUGGAUACGGCCAAGCUAUUGACGUAGUGUACCAUCUACUGCGUUUGUACGCAGAUCCGACAGCCUCAUACCCUCUCACGGCUGGCGUAUACGAGAACGAAAGUGUUGGGGCGAUCUACUCCCCUCUUGAUGCGCGAUUCUCGUGGCUUAUUUACCAAGUUCUUACUGCAGUCAUCCCGCAAGCGUCGACGCCGAACGCGCCGCAGAUGCUUGCGGACGAAUUUUCAUCUCAACUGCGAGCGGCAGGGCUUCAUUUGUGGUCCUUCUAUGUUCUAUGCAGUGGCGGCGCGCCCGCGCAUGUGAUGAGAAGCGUUUUGAUGCGAGACUGGCCGAACAUGUUGAACGAUGUUGUGGAAUGGACCCCAGCAGGCGAAGCCGAUUCGGCCGGUGGCAUGCGAGACGACGAACACGGGGAAAGAGGUAUGGAUUCCAACUUGGAAGAACUGGCCGGCAAACUCGACGCUGAGACAUUCCUAGAAGACGUGCUAGGUGUCCCGAAACCUUGGAUUGCCGAAGCAAAGGCGAUUGCAGCUCAUGUCGAAGAAGACUUAUUCACCGAAUGUAAGCACUGGACUGCGUGCGGGACUGAGAAUGGUGCAACUCGGGCUCACGAGCUUUUGUCGAAACACGUGUUUCCCGAAAUGAUAGCUUGCAAAGACGGAUCGCAAUUGGAGGAGGUGGCCAGCGUGUUGCGACAACUGGAGGGCUUUAAGCACGUUGCCAACUGGUCAAUCAGCGGAGGGCUUAUCUUGAACUACCUAGAAGACACAGUGGAGAAGCGAGGCAAGAAGCGGCAACCACUGUCUGUGUAUCGGGCGAUGGUAGACAGAGUAUGCGCAUACGCGGCGCGUGCAUCAACUCCCGAACAGGUGUAUGCGGGUAGCGUGAUGGCGGACGAGAUUGCGACAGCCGAACGAGCGGUUCUGUUUGACGCCAAAGGGGAAGAGCGGGAGGAAAUGGUUGAGUUUUUGGUGGAAGACCUCGAAAGGCUGCCGUGCAGUAAGUCUGUGAAGGUAAGAAUCACAGGGGAAUAUAAGACUGAGAUGAAGCGUGGGCAAGCCGUUGCGAGGCGUUUCUCCACGGCGCAUGUGCCGUACUCGCGAUUUGUGCAGUGAGCGGAAGGUUGGGUUUGCUGGUAAUAGAUGUAUGGGGAAGCAUAAGAGCUGCCAUCUAGGUUUGGGAGUAAAAAGGUCAGUUUGUAAGGAA
Molecule: messenger RNA, 2038 nt
Organism: Chondrus crispus (carragheen)
Lineage: Eukaryota; Rhodophyta; Florideophyceae; Gigartinales; Gigartinaceae
Exons: 2
Coding region: 1-1947 (648 amino acids)
Source: RefSeq, a predicted model, not a curated record